AUGGCUUCCUAUUUGAUCAAUGAGCCAAAAUACGCUUUCCUGAAAGAAUUGGGUCUUCAAGAAGAGAACGCCGGUGUCUUCUACGGAAAAUGGGCCGCCUCGGGGCCUGUUGUUGACUCGAUUGCUCCCGCCAACAACAAACCCAUUGCUAAGGUUCAAAAUGGAACUCCGGAAGACUGGGAUAAGGCCAUGGUCGCCACGCAAGAAGCCUAUAAAACAUGGCGAACGCUUCCCGCUCCAAAACGAGGCGAGAUUGUGCGACAAAUUGGUGAUAAACUUCGUUCACAACUGCAAAAUUUGGGAAAAUUGGUUUCACUUGAGAUGGGAAAAAUCCAGGCUGAGGGUGUUGGCGAAGUUCAAGAGUACGUGGAUAUUUGUGAUUUUGCAACGGGAUUGAGCAGAUCACUUGCUGGGCAAGUUUUGCCUAGUGAACGCCCUGGUCACGCUUUGUUGGAACAAUGGAAUCCACUAGGAGUUGUUGGAGUGAUCUCAGCCUUCAACUUCCCGUGCGCUGUUUAUGGGUGGAAUAAUGCUCUUGCUCUCGUGUGCGGCAAUUCAGUCAUUUGGAAGCCAGCUCCUAGCACCCCCUUGACAGCCAUUGCAACGAUUAAGCUUGUGGCUAAAGUGCUUGAAGAGAAUAAGCUUCCCGGGGCCCUUUGCUCGCUCGUUUGUGGUGAAGGUGACGUUGGACAAUCUAUGGUCAAAGACAAGCGAGUAAAUCUUGUUUCAUUCACCGGAUCAACUGAAGUGGGACGAAUCGUCGGACAACAAGUUCAAGGUCGAUUCGGAAAGGUUCUUCUUGAGUUGGGUGGAAACAACGCGAUCAUUGUGAACGACGAUGCCGAUUUGAAUAUGGUCAUUCCUGCUGCCGUUUUUGCCGCUGUUGGAACUGCUGGGCAACGUUGCACUACAACCAGGCGACUUUUGGUGCACGAGAGCGUCUUCGACGAGGUCGUUGAUAGAAUGAAACGAGCAUACGCACAAUUCGAAGCACGAAUUGGAGACCCCCUUGAAGCCAAUACCAUCGUCGGACCUUUGCAUAAUGAUGUCGGAGUGAUGAAGUACAAAUCAACCAUCGCGGAAGCGGUUGCAAACGGUGGAAAAAUUGAAUAUGGAGGAAAGAUUCUGGAACGUGAAGGAAAUUUUGUUCUUCCAACUAUCAUCACCGGAUUGAAAGCUGAUUCUCCCGUCGUUCUUCGAGAGACCUUUGCCCCAAUCCUUUACGUGAUUAAAGUCAAGAACUUGGACGAGGCAAUUCAAGUCAACAACAAUGUCGCUCAAGGAUUAUCGUCAUCGCUCUUCACCAACAACAUUCAAAAUGUCUUCAAAUGGAUUGGACCUGAAGGAUCGGAUUGUGGUAUUGUGAACGUUAACAUUCCGACAUCUGGUGCGGAGAUUGGCGGUGCUUUUGGUGGUGAGAAGGAAACGGGAGGUGGCCGUGAAUCGGGUUCGGAUUCCUGGAAACAAUACAUGCGUCGAUCGACUUGCACAAUAAACUAUUCAAAGGAACUACCAUUAGCUCAAGGGAUCAAAUUCGAA
Mesorhabditis belari is the source of this 1539-nucleotide messenger RNA. NCBI's taxonomy places the organism in Eukaryota, Metazoa, Nematoda, Chromadorea, Rhabditida, Rhabditidae. The record is from the annotation of a GenBank genome assembly.